Paramecium tetraurelia is the source of this 777-nucleotide messenger RNA. RefSeq lists its product as uncharacterized. Gene Ontology annotation, molecular function: heme binding. The record is from RefSeq and is a predicted model, not a curated record. NCBI's taxonomy places the organism in Eukaryota, Ciliophora, Oligohymenophorea, Peniculida, Parameciidae. The transcript has a single exon.
AUGAAUAUCAAUCACCAAAUCAAUUUCUACUUUGCAAAUCGCCAAUACACUCUUGUCUGGCAAGAUCUCGAUCAAAAUAUCCUAAAUGAAGUCGUCUUCUUCGUUUUAAAUGACAUCUCCUCAAAAAAUAAAUUGAAUAACCUAACAUUCACCGAUUCCAAUCUUUCACCCAUCCAAUAAUCACUUGCACUCUUCCUCCAAUCACAACAUAUCUUCAUCAAUAACACCCCUCCCAUCACCCAGGUUCAAGAGUGCGAAUUUUAGAAUCUCUAUGAGAUCCUUCCCAAUCAACUUCUAAUCCAGAAAUUUAAGAACAAGCGCAAAUUAGAAAGUGUAAACUAUCAGAUGCAAACAAUCCUUAACCUCAAUCAACAAUUCAGAGAAACUAGCUCAAACAUCAAGGACAAUAAUAACAUGAUCAACCAAAAAUAAAGUAUCGAAAGAAGUGCCAACACCUAUCCAAUCACCAAAAUAUAAUCUUCAAACACGCAGCCAUUGAAUAAGCGUCAAACAGAAUUAAAAUCCUACACCAUCGAAGAAGUAAAACUCCCUAUUAUUUUCAAGGUUUAGCAGCACAAUACCCAAAAAGAUGCAUGGAUUGUGCUACAGGAUAAUAUCUACGACGUGUCCUAUUAUAUUGAAAAACAUCCUGGUGGCAGAGAAUAAAUUCUAAGAGGAGUUGGGAAAGAUGCCACUUUCCUCUUUCUCUAGCAUCACCCCUGGGUUAACUUUCAUUAUAUUCUUGAAAAAUUUUAAGUUGGUUAUUUAGUAAGAUGA